Molecule: messenger RNA, 2866 nt
Organism: Dendronephthya gigantea
Lineage: Eukaryota; Metazoa; Cnidaria; Anthozoa; Malacalcyonacea; Nephtheidae
Exons: 6
Coding region: 169-2352 (727 amino acids)
Cellular component (GO): cell periphery
Source: RefSeq, a predicted model, not a curated record
AAUGACUUGACUAAAAGCGCGACAAGUUCACACAUUUUCACUCAGGAAAGUUCUCUUCCCACACUUGCCAAUAUAAAUGUGAAAACCCAUUUUGAGCAAGUUCAAGGCCAUUCUUUCAGUUUAUAUCCGUGGUUUGCUGAACGACAGAUAUACUGAUGAUUCUAUACGAUGGACCCUCAUAACAUAUACAUUGUCAUUGUUAUUGGUUUGCUUCAAAUAUCAGGCUGUACUAGCAACAAGCGACUUCCUUCAAGAUCCUUUAGGGUGUCGUACACUCCUUCGGUUAGGAGAUUUCGUAGUUUCGAAACUUCAAUAAAACUGACAUUUCGGUUUGGUAAAGAACAGAGCCAGCACAACAUUUCAAAUCAAGUUAUUAAACUGAGGCUUUUGAACAGAAAUAAGCUGGUAAAGACUAUCAAUAAGAGUUCGCGUGAAAAUCAAACACAAUUGGAAAUCUCGUGUGAGAUAUUUUCCAAGCCAGGUCGAUACUUUAUUGAAUACUUUAUACAAGGUAUUACAAAGAAAUUCAGGUUGUUGACAUCAAAACCAUUCAUCGUCCGAAGCGAAAAAGUUCAUAUUGAAGUAAAGAAGAACCACACGGCAUUUGGUGGCUCGUUAUCAGCAUGGUUGAACAGCAAACAAGGACGUUGCAAACCCUUUAGAGGAAACUUAAAAUUGUUUUGGAUAAAGAGCAGUAAUGAGCAUGUUUUAGUCGCCACAAAGAAAAUCAAGAAAGAGAAACUUGAAAGCAGAUCACGAGUGCAAUUUCGCUGUGAUAUGUUUGACACACCUGGAAUAUUUUACUUGGUAUAUAUUUCAGAGUACACCAACAAAACAAUAGCGAGAAGUCAUAACAUAAGCGUCAUCUGGGGAAAGUAUGAGAUUACAGCUCAAUCAAAAAGUAUAUUCCCUUGCUCUAAUUCCUUUGUGAUCAAAUUUUCUUCACCUGGUUAUUGCGACAGAACCGAAGACAAGAUUGAAAUGAGAUCCAAGGUUUAUAAUAACGUCAUUGACUCUCAAAGAGCUUUCCAUGGUUUCAGAUCCGCAUUUUUCUCAUGUGCAAUAUUUAAAAAGCAAAUUCGUGAUUAUUGCUUUUACUACACCACAAAGUCUUCUUUGACCAAUGAAAGAAAGGUCCAAGCAACUCUGUGCGUGCCUUCAAAAAAACGAACGGGACCUCAAUGGACUGAGUGGUCGAAAUGGUCAGCUUGGAGUUCUUGUACUGCGUUUGGUGGCUGUGGCAAAGGAAAGAAAUACAGACUGAGAUAUUGUCCUUUAGAAAGUUAUCGCUUUCAAAAAUCAGACGAUACCUCACUUUGCGCCGGAAAGGGCAUAGAGUCAAAGUCAUGUUCGCUGUCGCCAUGUGAAGAGUGCAAAUCAUGUGGCUGCGUGUUCUCUAUGCCUGCUGGUACUAUCAUAUCCCCGAAGUCUCGUGUGUCUUUCAUAACUAAAGAACGGUCAAAUUGUCACUGGUUCAUUGAGAUAGCGAAACAAAAGACAAUAAAAAUAUGGUUUGAUUCCUUAAACCUUGAAAAAAACGCAUCAGUGGUGAUAAGAGAUGGAAAUAGUUCUAACUCGGAAAUAUUGAAGAGAAUAACACAUCAAAGUCAAACUCAAGUUGACGAUAUUUACAGUACAUCUAACAUAGUUUCAAUAUGGUAUGAGAAUAAUGGCACUAAUGGAAAUUUCCAGCUGCAAAACAGUUUUGGUUUCCAGCUUUCAUAUUCUAGCGUCGACGGAUCAAAAACUCCUGUCUCUGCAUCAUCAACAAGGUCUCAGUUAAGAUCAAGGCGACUUGCCAAAAUGACAUUUAUUGGUAUUCUCGUAAUUUUGAUUGUUAUAACAUUUUCCAUUGUUGCAAUCAUUAUUAUAAGAAUAAGACGUCAAAGGUUACAUGAAAAUGCAACAAAGACAACUUUAAGUCAACAUCCAUCUUCUCACACCAGCCAUCGACCAUCUUCGUCUCGUACGAGCACAGCCUGUAUGUCAGAGUCAACCAACAGAUCAUUUUAUGAGCAUCCAUUUUCUGCUGAUGAAAGUGUAAAUAACAACCCAAAUGUUCCCGGAGUGAGUUCUAAUCACCGAGCGGGGAUGUUAACACGUAUGGAACAAAGGACACCGGUGCAUGUCUGUCCAAAAUGUUGUUCAUAUGCUGAACAGCACUUUUGUGAAUGUUGCCAUGCAGAUAGCAGAAGGAUUUUGAGCACCCACCAUGGGUCAAAUGUAGAAAAUAGACCUGGCGUUUGUCGCUCUCAACGUGUACAUUCAAUAAUUGAACGACGAGUUAGCCUUAGUGGGGCAAGUAACGUCUCACAAGAUUUUCCAGAAAGAAAUUAUCCAUCAUAUUUAUAAAAUAGUAUAUGUGAAAGUAGAUUAAUUUAUUUUAGUGGAUUUUAUAUUUAGCUAAUGAAUUGUGAGGAUAUAUAUAUUAUCGAAUGAAAGCCCAUAGAAUAAAAUAAAAAUUAUAAAAGACUGUUUCCAAUAUGUAUUAAAAUUAACAUUACCAUUAACAUUAUUGUGAAUACAAAUCAAGUGCCUUAUUCAUACUAAAUUGUCGUAUAUGUAAAUAUAUAUUUCAUUCUUUCCUGUUAUAUACAGCCUAGUCAUAGAUUUUUUUUUAACGAAACAUCGAUAGAUUAUAAAACAUUCCUCAAUAGCAAAUUAAACGUUUUUAAGUAUAGUCUGACGAUUAAAAUUUUUAAAAUAUUAAAUAACCUCCAAUGACUUUAUAAUAAGCCCUCCUAUAACUGCAUGCGUUCAUGUCAAAAAAAUCUAUGUCAGAAAAAUUAAAACCAGGCACAUUAUUACGGACGGGGCCUAAUUAAGAGGGGGGCUUAUUUAGUUGUGCGUAAAAUCUCUUGCAAAA